AUGCCUGUCCCAUAUUUCUCGGGGGGUGUAGGGGGGCCAAUGUCAACGACCAACCCAACUAGGAUAACCUCCGAAUGGGAUGACAUACAGGUAAAAUUCGGUAACUACGUGCCGCUGCCGACAGAAGAAACUGAGGAAGAAAAAACACUAAACUUAAUUGAGCAGUCGGAACGACUGGUCCAGAUCUCGGAGGAGGCUAUCCGCGCCAAGCGUCUGGAGAAACUGAAGAAGAGGCACAAUUCUAGAAAAUAUGGCUCUCCGAUAGACGUAUACAGCGAUGAUUUUGUGGAAAAUGUCACUAACUACUCAAAGGAGGCACCUGUGAUAGUAUUUUUGUACGAUCAGACAGGCCGCACCUUCCAGGCUCUUAAGGGCGGCUACGAAAUACUAGCCAGGCGAUUCCCUGAUACCAAGUUCGCCAUUGGCGAGGCUAAGCGCAUAGUUUCUAGUUCAGGCAGAACGGCCCCCUCCGCUUUGCUCGUGUAUAAAGGCGGCGCCUGCGUCGCACAGGCAGGCGCAGCCCAGGUGAUCGCCAUGCAGGGCUCCCACUUGGCGGAUAGGAGCAUCGAGGAGCGGGCUGCGGAGGCGAUCCUUGACUUUAUCGUGCGCUCCGGCGUUGAACUGUCCCGCGGCAAUGUUUUGGAUUCGGACUCAGACGCCUCUGAUUCGGGCAUUGGGAGGGCAGUAUUUGGGGCUGCGGAGCGGGAUUCCGACGAUUCCCGCAGCGACGAGGAGUACGAGCGGAAAAAGUCUAGGGCCUACACUUCUAACUUGCUGAACAGGGUGUUAAACAACCGAGUUUGA
Messenger RNA from Babesia microti strain RI, 804 nucleotides. Its product is annotated as phosducin-like protein, putative (PhLP3). Gene Ontology annotation, biological process: protein folding. The coding region runs from base 1 to 804 and encodes 267 amino acids. Gene Ontology annotation, cellular component: cytoplasm. The record is from RefSeq and is a predicted model, not a curated record. The transcript has a single exon. NCBI's taxonomy places the organism in Eukaryota, Apicomplexa, Aconoidasida, Piroplasmida, Babesiidae.